Rhodotorula graminis WP1 is the source of this 255-nucleotide messenger RNA. RefSeq lists its product as uncharacterized. The transcript has a single exon. Gene Ontology annotation, molecular function: GTPase activator activity. Gene Ontology annotation, biological process: endocytosis; intra-Golgi vesicle-mediated transport; endoplasmic reticulum to Golgi vesicle-mediated transport. The record is from RefSeq and is a predicted model, not a curated record. Gene Ontology annotation, cellular component: Golgi apparatus. Lineage: Eukaryota; Fungi; Basidiomycota; Microbotryomycetes; Sporidiobolales; Sporidiobolaceae. The annotation marks the transcript as partial.
AAGGCGACCGCCGAGCGCCAUCAGCGACAGCUCCUCGUCCUCCUCAAAGAGCCGGGCAACGACAAGUGCGCCGACUGCAAGGCGCGCAACCCGCGGUGGGCCUCGUGGGACCAGGGCGUCUUCCUGUGCGUCCAGUGCGCGUCGAUGCACCGCAAGAUCGGCGCCCACAUCACCAAGGUCAAGAGCGUCACCCUCGACACGUGGACCCGAGAGCAGGUCGACAGCAUGCGCCUCAAAGGCAACCUGCGCGUCAAC